Molecule: messenger RNA, 1467 nt
Organism: Ruditapes philippinarum (Manila clam)
Lineage: Eukaryota; Metazoa; Mollusca; Bivalvia; Venerida; Veneridae
Exons: 1
Coding region: 1-1467 (488 amino acids)
Source: RefSeq, a predicted model, not a curated record
AUGGGGGUCCAAGUAGGGGAUGUCCAAGUAACAGCAGUGGUAGAUACUGCUGCCCAGGUGACCAUCAUUUCUGAUAAGGUUUACAAUUCCCUGAAGCACAAGCCCCCCAAGAUAAGGGAUGUCGAGCUGCAAACGGCUGGCAGGGAAUUGUCUAUGGCAGCCUUUGUAGCCGGUCCGGUUAAGUUGAAGGUUGGUCACCAGUGGUACCAGGUCAACAUGUUUGUUGCCCCCAUUGAGCAACAAAUGCUGUUGGGCUUUGAUUUGCUUCGUGACCCUGGCAAAUCUGUGCUAGACAUGAGCAAGGCAGAGCUUUACUUUGAUGGUAUGCGCAUCUCCCUAGAUGUCCAUUCAUCAGAUAGUCCCUUGGUAUCCAAGGUAACAGUGUCUAAGAGACAGGUUAUCCCUCCACACUCUGUAGCGAGAGUCCAAUGCAGGUUGCACUCUCCCCUGCAUAGCUAUAUCGUGGAACCAGUGAACCAGAAGAAAUUUCUGGCUCCCCGAGUGUUACAUGAAGGCACUAACACCCCUGUGUUGUGUCUUGUUAAUCCAUCAGAUAGCUACCGCCUUGUCAGGAGAGGAACAGAGAUAGGGAGGGCAUAUGCCAUCAGUGAAGUUGUCGGGAAUGAGUGUGAUGUUGAAACAUCUUUGCCCAGCAAAGUGUUUGAAACAUCAGGUGCGGUUGGUCCAAUACCACCACACCUGCAGGAGGUCUAUGACACCUCUUGUGGCAGCCUUGAUGAAGGUCAACAGAUUCAAUUCGCGCAAUUGCUGAUUGAGUUCCAAGAUGUCUUCAUCAAGGGUGAACUUGACCUUGGUGACUUCACUGAUAAGGAACGUGAUAUAGAUACCAAGGAGGCAAAGCUUGUGAAGCAAGGUAUGAGGCGAAAGCCAACAUGCUUUGCAGGGGCAGAAGAGGGUCAGCCUCAGGGAAUGCCGAAGGCUGGGGGUGUACAAGAUGCCACAUCCAAAUGGGCAUCUGCUCCAGUUUUGAUAAGGAAACAUGACGGCUCUGUGCGUUAUUGCAUAGACUAUAUGACGUUGAAUAAGGUUACAGUCAAAGACGUGUAUCCUUUGCCUUUAGUCGAUGAUUGCAUGGACACAUUUGCUGGCAGUGUUUGGUUUUCAAAAUUGGAUGCCAACUCCGUAUUCUUCCAGUUAAACAUCAGAGAAGGCUUUGGUUUGUGUGGUGCCCCAGCCACAUUUUCCAGAGCAAUGGACUUAGUCCUGAGAGGUUUGACAUGGAAGACAGUCCUGGCAUUUCUCGAUGAUAUCAUCGUGCUUGGACGCAAUUUUGAGGACCAUCUCUCAAACUUGCGGGAGGCUCUUUCGAGAUUUCGGAGGCAUAAGCUAAAGCUUAAGCCAAAGGAAUGUAUCUUCUUCAAACAAGAAGUAGAGUUUUUAGGCCGUAAACUCGGCAAAGACAGCAUUGCUAUGACAGAACAUGACAUAGCAGUGGUGAAGGAUUGA